UACACGCUAUAAAGUUAUUUCUAGACUCACUUUCCGGAUUCCCAGUACUCCAACCGGCAGCAACUCCCGUCUGUCCAAUCAGCCUGUUCCCGAGAUUGGUUGACCCGUUUAAGGCUCCUCCCAUCUAAAUAUGUGCGCAUGUCCCUGUGCCGGAAGAAGUCCACCUCCUCAGGCCAACGACCCCCAAUCUUGUCCAUCUGGUUAUCCAAGGAGCGGCGGUGGUCCAGGGGGUGGUGGUCCAGGAGGCGGUGGUCCAGGAGGCGGUGGUCCAGGAGGCGGUGGUCCAAGAGGCGGUGGUCGUGGAGGCAAUGCUGGACCGAAUCCUCAGAAACGACAGCCCUGUGGUCCUAAGCCGUGUGGCGGUACCCAGUGCAAUAAAUGCGGGAAGGGUGGUCCCGGAGGAAAAGGUGGCCCUGGAGGAAAAGGUGGCCCUGGAGAAAAAGGUGGCCCUGGAGGAAAGGGUGGACCCGAAGGCAGAAGUGCUCCCCGAUCCAACGAAGGCAGAGGUCUGAGGGCCCCACCAAACAAUCGAGGAGCACAGGCUCUGGGACUUGCCGCUCUGCUCUUUGCCUUUGGGGUCUUCCUCACCACGCAAAUGGGACUCGUGGCCAAUGAGAUUGGCUGAAUCUACACAGGACGGGAUUGCGCGCUGGUAAGGAUCUCCACAGCGCAGAUUACUCAACAUCACUCAAAAGCAAUGGCGUUGCGUUGAUUUGGGGAGGGUAAUUAAAUUCGAAAUGGUGUAUUUAA
Messenger RNA from Drosophila elegans, 750 nucleotides. Its product is annotated as S-antigen protein. The record is from RefSeq and is a predicted model, not a curated record. The transcript is spliced from 2 exons. Bases 131 to 625 code for a protein of 164 amino acids. NCBI's taxonomy places the organism in Eukaryota, Metazoa, Arthropoda, Insecta, Diptera, Drosophilidae.